Molecule: messenger RNA, 1247 nt
Organism: Nematolebias whitei (Rio pearlfish)
Lineage: Eukaryota; Metazoa; Chordata; Actinopteri; Cyprinodontiformes; Rivulidae
Exons: 9
Coding region: 1-1239 (412 amino acids)
Source: RefSeq, a predicted model, not a curated record
AUGUUCAAGGCCUCUAUUGCGGAUGUGGCUUACAGGAGCUGUGGCCUGAAGGUCACUGGUGCCUGUUGGGGCAGCAACCAAAGGACCCACUGGUCGACACCAGCGGUGAUGGAAGGCGUCAAGCUGAAAAAGGAGGCCUUCAGGACUUGGCUGUUCAGGAGGACUCCUGAUGCAGCUGACAGGUACAUGGUGGCCAGAAGGACUAUGGCUUCUACUGUGCUUGGCUUGGGUGGGGAACUGCUGACUCGAACUGAGGACAUUAUUGAGCAGUGGAAGGAUCACUUUGAGGAUCUCCUUAAUCCACCCACCAUGUCCACCUUUGAAGAGGCGGAGCCUGAGGACUCAGGAGAAGCACCUGUCCCAGACCAUCAGACAGCUGACUGUGCUGCCAUCUCUGUGGAGGAACAACAGCUCAUUGACAAAGGUUCCCCAAUGCAGCCUGAAUGUCUGGGCAGAGGAGACAUGGAAGAGAGAUAUGAGACAUUUGAGGAGGAGUUGUGGCCACCAAGAGCAGACGCUCCUCCGCAGAAACCUGUUCGACAGAUCCGCAGACCAGAAAUGUACACUUCAAGAAAAUUCAGAGAAGAAGUGGCUCCUGUUCCACAGCAACCAAAAUCAGAACCCAAGAUGUUCCUCAAGGAACCCAGCUUCUCCAAACCUACAUCCUUGCAGAAAUCCUUGUCCAUCCAGAGCCUGACUCAGAUAGAAACGCCAUGGGAGAACGUGACUCUCAACCGUUGUCUGCUUGUGGCCAUCACCAUCCUGGUGCUCACCUCAGGCUUCCAGAGACUCCAUGAAACUUUUCGCAGUCGGGGAACAGCAGAUGAAGAAGCUGGACUGACCACGAGACGAUCAGGAAUGAUACGCCACAGAGGACAACAUCCAGAGCCAGAAACAUCUCUGUGGGAAGUGAUGUUUUGGUGGCUGCCUGACCUCGACGAUGAUGAGGAAGAGGAGGACGAUGCAGAGAUCAAAAGAAGAAAAUCAAAGACUGGAGGAACAGCACGAGUAUCAAGAGGCCUCAGACACAGGUCCCUGCCAGACAAAAAACUCUUAAAGCAAAGAGAUGGGAAAUUAAAGGACAGGAGAGCCAAGAAAGCCAGGGACAACAAAAUCAAAGACAAGAAAGAGAAAAUGGAAGAACACGAGGAGGCAGCUGAUGAAGAGGAUGAGAGACGAGAACACAGCUGGCAAGAAAAAUACGAUUCUGAAAGCCAAGAAGAGGAAAUAACUAAAUGACGACUGAA